ACACUGUCUUUUACAAAUUUCCGACGUACGUGCAAGCACGGGCAUUAUUUUUUGUAAAACGUGAAUUCAGCAACAAAUCAACUAAAAUGGCUUUCGGUGAUGUCAAGACCCCACAGGGACUGAAGGAGUUGAACAACUUCCUGGCCAACAGCAGCUACAUCAGCGGCUACACACCUAGCAAGGCCGAUUUGUCUGUUUUCGAUGCCCUGGGCAAGGCUCCAGCUGGAGACUACGCCCACGUUGCACGUUGGUACCGCCACAUUGCCUCCUUUGAGGCUGGAGAGCGCUCGGCAUGGACUGGCGCUCCCCUGCCCCAGCUGGCUGGUGGCAAACCCACAGUAGCUGCUCCGGCCAAGCCAGCUGCUGACGACGAUGACGAUGUCGAUCUAUUCGGCUCCGACGAGGAGGAGGACGCUGAGGCCGAGCGCAUCAAGCAGGAGCGUGUUGCUGCCUACGCCGCCAAGAAAUCAAAGAAGCCCGCCCUUAUUGCCAAGUCGUCGGUGCUGCUCGAUGUCAAGCCAUGGGAUGAUGAGACCGACAUGAAGGAGAUGGAGAACAAUGUCCGCACCAUCGUUAUGGACGGUCUGCUGUGGGGCGCAUCCAAACUGGUGCCCGUCGGCUAUGGCAUCAACAAGCUGCAGAUCAUGUGCGUCAUUGAGGACGAGAAGGUGUCCAUCGAUCUGCUGCAGGAGAAGAUUGAGGAGUUCGAGGACUUUGUGCAGUCUGUCGAUAUUGCUGCCUUCAACAAGAUCUAAACAGAGAUUCUAACUAUUUUGAAUAAAUCCAAGCAAAAGCAAAGCAACUAAAA
This is a messenger RNA of Drosophila subobscura, 808 nucleotides long. It is a transcript of the gene eEF1beta, whose product is annotated as probable elongation factor 1-beta. Gene Ontology annotation, molecular function: guanyl-nucleotide exchange factor activity; translation elongation factor activity. The record is from RefSeq and is a predicted model, not a curated record. Lineage: Eukaryota; Metazoa; Arthropoda; Insecta; Diptera; Drosophilidae. Gene Ontology annotation, biological process: translational elongation. Gene Ontology annotation, cellular component: eukaryotic translation elongation factor 1 complex; cytosol. The coding region runs from base 87 to 755 and encodes 222 amino acids. The transcript has 2 exons.